AUGGUCAUAUCCUUACUGUUUCUAGCACUUCUCUUCAUUGUUGGCCUCAUCAAUACGAUUUUCAACUUACCCACAAAGAAAAUCAAGUCCUGGUUUGAAUCUUUCUAUGUCAAAGCUCCUCCACAGGUGGUGGUCUCAAACUCUUCCAUGGCGGAGAAGAAGGUGAAGAGUGAUAAUAUUCAUAAUAAAGCUGAGAUCAGAAGUGUUUUUGCCACCUUUGACAAGAACAACGAUGGGUACAUAACAAAGCAAGAGCUCAGAGAGUCACUGAAGAACAUUGGAAUUUUUAUGGAGGAGAGAGAGGUUGUUGGUAUGAUCGAAAAGGUUGAUUCUAAUGGGGAUGGGUUGAUUGAUCUUGACGAGUUCUGUGAGUUGUUUGGAGAUUUGGAGGGGAGGAGAGAGAAAGAGAGAAGUGAAGAUGAGGGAGGAGGAGAGGGGUAUUUGAAGGAGGCUUUUGAUGUUUUUGAUGGAGAUGGAGAUGGGUUGAUUACAGUGGAAGAGUUGGGUUUGGUGCUGUCUUCUUUGGGGUUUAAGGAAGGGAAGAAGUUGGAAGAUUGCAAAGAGAUGAUUAGGAAGGUUGAUUUGGAUGGAGAUGGUAUGGUUAAUUUGGAUGAGUUUAAGACGAUGAUGAAAGCUGGUGGAAGGCUUGUUUCAAUUUCCUAA
This is a messenger RNA of Ilex paraguariensis (yerba mate), 663 nucleotides long. Lineage: Eukaryota; Viridiplantae; Streptophyta; Magnoliopsida; Aquifoliales; Aquifoliaceae. The record is from the annotation of a GenBank genome assembly.